GUUCUUUGUCAGUCAUUGUUUGUGCAAGUAUGGUGUUGUAGUGCUUGUUUGCUGGUGUAUAAAGAGUCUCUUGAUUGUAACUUCAUCUGUUUGGUCAUGCAUUGAGUCUUUGAACACUUUGAACAGUUGAAGCAAAAGCAAAAGCAAAUCUCGGGUAACCCACUUCAAACAAUAAGAUAAUUGAUUCCGUUUCCAAGGUGAUCGGCACCAUGACGCCUGUCAUCUUCAUUUUACUCCUCUCUGUGUGUGUCAUGAGUUCUGCUUCAGGCUAUGCAAUUCCAGAGAUCAUUGUAGGCCUACAGCCUGAUAACAGCACUGAUGCUCUCUCCGUUCAUGAGCUCAUUGUCCAGUCUGAGACCAGGACUGAGGACUCCUCAGCCCUUCGAGGAAGUUGUCCUAAGGAUUGGGAACUAUACGGUCAGCGCUGCUUCAGAUUUAUUAGCACAGCAAGGACAUGGGCAGAGGCAGAGCGCUUCUGUUUACUGCUGGGAGGCCAUCUGGCAUCUGUGCACAGUGUUGCAGAAUAUCACUUCAUUCAAGGACUAAUAGUGACACAAACUCAUGAUUCAACUCCCUCUUGGAUUGGGGGUUCGGACGCCCAGCAGAACGGAAUCUGGUUUUGGAGUGAUGGGUCCAGAUUUACAUUCACCCUCUGGAAUCCAAGUGAACCCAAUAACGUUAAUGGUGCGGAGCACUGUCUUCACAUGAAUUGGGGAGGAGGUUUGGGUUGGAACGACAUUCCCUGUUCACAAAUACAUCCAUCUGUCUGUGCAAGAUCAUAUGUAAACUGCAAGCUCAUUGUCCAGUCUAAGAACACGACUGAUGACUCUCCAGCCAUUCAGGUUUACUCAGGAACUUGUCCAGUGGGCUGGGAACUAUACAAUCAGCACUGCUUCAGAUUUAUCAGCUCUUUGAAGACAUGGGCCGAGGCAGAGCGCUUCUGUUUACUGCUGGGAGGUCAUUUGGCAUCUGUGCACAGUGUUGCAGAAUAUCACUUCAUUCAAGUACUAAUAGUGACGCAGACUCUUGAUUCACCUUACACUUGGAUUGGGGGUUCGGACGCCCAGCAGGAGGGAUUCUGGUUUUGGAGUGAUGGGUCCAGAUUUGCAUUCACCUACUGGAACUCACCCAUUCAACCUGAUAACGCCGGUGGUGCCGAGCACUGUCUUCACAUAAAUGCGGGAGGAGGUCUGCUUUGGAACGACUAUCCCUGUUCAAAUGCACUUCCAUCUGUUUGUGCAAGAUCAUAAUAUGUCCACUGGUUGUCAUGGCAGUUGUGG
This is a messenger RNA of Alosa sapidissima (American shad), 1280 nucleotides long. RefSeq names its product C-type mannose receptor 2-like. The coding region runs from base 210 to 1250 and encodes 346 amino acids. Gene Ontology annotation, molecular function: signaling receptor activity. The record is from RefSeq and is a predicted model, not a curated record. The transcript has 14 exons. Lineage: Eukaryota; Metazoa; Chordata; Actinopteri; Clupeiformes; Clupeidae.